This is a messenger RNA of Drosophila persimilis, 4834 nucleotides long. RefSeq names its product probable cation-transporting ATPase 13A3 (gene anne). NCBI's taxonomy places the organism in Eukaryota, Metazoa, Arthropoda, Insecta, Diptera, Drosophilidae. Gene Ontology annotation, molecular function: ATPase-coupled monoatomic cation transmembrane transporter activity; ATP binding; ATP hydrolysis activity. Gene Ontology annotation, biological process: intracellular calcium ion homeostasis; polyamine transmembrane transport. The record is from RefSeq and is a predicted model, not a curated record. The transcript is spliced from 8 exons. Gene Ontology annotation, cellular component: membrane. The coding region runs from base 6 to 4451 and encodes 1481 amino acids.
AGAACAUGUCUGUUUGUCAAAGUGAAGGCGCAGACAUCGCAGCCUCUCGUCCAGAGACGUUGCAGUUGCAAUCUUUAUCAAACGCUAUUGUAAACUCAAGAGAGAAAGACUUGGAUACAGAGGAAUACUAUCCCUUUUCACGAAUUGCUACCAAAAACAAUCGCUUAAAGCUCAAUUGGUGGCAUUCACCCACACAACCGCAAGAUGUGGAAGCAGCAUUCUUGCAGCCUGAGAGAAGGGAACAAAGAGGACAUGGACAUGCCGAUAGAAUAAAUACCGUUGAUAAUAACAAUACCGUAGUUCAUAGCUGCCUUAACACGCCAUCAAAGCUAUUUUCCGUCCUUCAACGAAGUCAGCCCGAUCGAGAUCAGAAAGUGCUCACUUGCGAUACAAAAAACGAACCUCCCUUUGAUCCGGGGGUUGAGGAAUUUGAUAUGAAGGACUCUCAUCGACUUGUAGAUGAUCCUAAACCAUGCGAUGGUAUAUUAAAUCAAGACCAGGAAGACCAGAUGAACAUAUCCGGAUAUCGACGGUGUUAUGUGCGCAGUAUUCUUUGCUGGGUCUGCAUUGUUCUAACUGGAGGUCUACUGCGACUCGUGUUACACUGGUGGCGCCAUUGGUAUUUGUUCGCCACCUGCCAUCAGUGCCCUCUAGAUGAGGCAGAUCAGGUAUUGAUAGUAGAGGACUAUCAAGGCAAGCACAAGCUGUAUCAUGUGAAGAGCGUUCGCGUUUUAAAUACAAAUCAACUGAAGUCCUUAUUGCUAAAGGGAUAUCCAAAAAGUAGUGAAGUCGAUGAUAAUAAUUUGCAAAUCUCAGUGCAUUUUACAUCAGCUCAGUUCAAAAAUUGUUCGUCCAUUCGGAUAUUCCGGUGCAAGCAAUUGGUAUAUGCGUGGGACAGCACACUGAAUUGCUUUAAUAAAGUGAAUGGCCUCGACCUUAAUGUUCCUUGUUCAUACUACCAUCAGCAGCGUGGCUUAACGGUGUAUGAGCAGCUAUCCAGGCGCAUAGUUUUUGGCGAAAAUGAGAUAACUGUGCCAUUGCGAGAUGUCAAAACGUUAUUAUUCCUGGAAGUGCUCAACCCCUUCUAUGUGUUUCAAAUAUUCUCGGUUGUCCUGUGGUUUACUUACGACUACUACUAUUAUGCUUGUGUUAUUCUCUUAAUGUCUAUCUUUGGAAUAACAAUGUCCAUUUUGCAAACGAAAAAGAAUCAAGAUGUACUUCAAAAAACGGUGCACAACACUGGGAAUGCUUUCGUUUUGGAUUCUAAGGGUGUUUCCAAAGAGUUUCCAACACAAACUCUUGUACCGGGUGAUAUAAUUGAAAUACCUUCAUCAGGAUGUACAAUGCAGUGUGAUGCAGUAUUAUUAUCAGGCAACUGUAUUCUAGAUGAAUCGAUGCUAACGGGCGAGAGUGUUCCGGUAACAAAAACUCCGUUACCUCCGAAACGUGAUAUGAUUUUUGAUAAGAAAGAGCAUGCCAGGCAUAUACUCUUUUGCGGAACAAAGGUUAUUCAAACGCGAUAUAUUGGAUCUAAGAAAGUAUUGGCAUUCGUGAUUAACACCGGUAACAUAACAGCAAAGGGAGAACUAAUACGAUCCAUUCUUUAUCCUCCACCUGUGGACUAUAAGUUUGAACAAGAUUCAUAUAAAUUUAUCCAGUUCUUGGCAUUAAUUGCUUGUGUUGGAUUUAUUUACACACUAAUAACAAAGAUAAUACGGGGAACGGAUCCGGUAAAAAUAGCAGUUGAAUCUCUGGACCUAAUUACUAUUGUUGUACCUCCCGCCCUACCAGCUGCAAUGACGGUCGGUCGCUUUUAUGCCCAGAAGCGUUUGAAGGUUAACGACAUCUUUUGUAUCUCUCCACGGUCUAUUAACGUGGCAGGAAGCAUAAAUUGCUGUUGUUUUGAUAAGACUGGUACCUUAACGGAGGAUGGGCUGGAUAUGUGGGGGGUGGUCCCUAAGUCGUCCACUAACCAAUUUCAAAUACCCUUGAAGAACGUGAAUCGUCUGCCAUAUGAUCACUUUCUUUUUGGCAUGGCAACAUGUCAUUCUAUUACUGUACUGAAUGGUACGAUGAUGGGUGACCCACUGGAUCUUAAAAUGUUCCAGUCAACGGGGUGGAUACUAGAGGAUUCUAAAGAUAUACCGGAUAAUGAGAAAUAUGGCCUUAUUUAUCCAACAAUACUGCGCCAACCAAAAGACUUUUCCUCCGAUACUUCGUCACAUAUUAAAACUGGGUUACAACGGCAGUCAUCAGUAGAUGAUUUGUUAGCUAAUGUUGGCCUGUCGCAGACCCAGAAAAGCUUUGAUCAUGGGAUUGUACGAGAAUUCCCAUUUACCUCAAGUCUUCAGAGAAUGUCGGUCAUCACUCGUUGUCUCAGUGCACAAGGAUUUAAUGUAUACUGUAAAGGCUCUCCGGAAAUGUUACAACAGCUGUGUAGACCGCAGAGCCUACCAGAUAACUACUCCCAACAGUUGUCGACAUUUGCCAAAAAGGGCUACCGAAUUAUAGCCUUGGCAUUCAAGGCCCUCGCCCCCAAGAUUAAUUAUACAAAAGUUCAGCGCAUUUCCCGCGAGGAAGUUGAACUUAAUUUGGAGUUUCUUGGUUUUGUUAUCCUAGAGAAUCGACUCAAGCCCGAUACUACAACGGUAAUCCAUGCACUAAACGCUGCCAAAAUAAGGACAAUAAUGGUAACUGGAGAUAAUAUUUUAACUGCGACGAGUGUUGCAAGGGAUUGUGGUAUAGUAUCUCCUGCACAGGCGGUAAUUACGGUGCACGCCGAUCCAGUUGAUUUGGCUGCGAUUACAAAUACGCAUGCUCACAGUAGUCAUACUAGUCCAGGUGAUACGAAAAGCACGUCCGAACAUUAUCGACAUAGACAAUACAAACUUCAGUACACUUUGGACUUGGGAAGCAAGAACUGUGCCCCAUCUCAAUGGAAAUCUAACUGCAAUGGAAACACUGUAAAACAAGAGAGUAACUUAAGUGGCAAUUGUCCUCCAAGCCUUUACCGGUUGAUGUCUACAAAUUCGUUAGCUAAUGGGUCAAACACUAGUUAUGCUGAAAGCAUUUUUCCCAACAGUGAUAGCUUGGCUAGUGUAAAGACCGUGGACACAUGGACUCACAACGAGGCUAUAGAAGUUGACGUGGAGCUUGGAACGGAAUUCGCACAAGACGAUAAUUGGCGGCGCCAUUAUAUAUUUGCAAUGGAUGGUAAGACGUGGCAAAUUGUGAAGGAACAGUUUCCUGAGGAGCUGGGAAUACUUUUAACGCGUGGAGCUAUUUACGCCCGUAUGUCGCCCGAGCAAAAGCAGGCAUUGGUUAUGGAACUUCAAAAAUUAGACUACUGCGUGGCCAUGUGUGGCGAUGGUGCCAAUGAUUGCGGUGCACUGAAGGUGGCACAUGCUGGUAUUUCGUUAAGUGAGACAGAGUCGUCCAUUGCCUCCCCAUUCACUUCGCGUAAUCCCACGAUUGCGGCUGUGCCAAAUGUUAUAAAGGAGGGUCGCGCCGCAUUGGUCACAUCGUUUGGCAUUUUUAAAUAUAUGGCAGCAUAUUCGCUGGUACAGUUUAUAUCAGUGAUGAUCCUGUACUCGAUCGACUCGAAUCUAACAGACAAACAAUAUCUUUAUGUUGACCUAGGCUUGAUAUCAAUAUUUGCCUUUUUUUUUGGUAAAACUGAAGCUUUUGAUGGCCACCUAGUAAAACAGGUCCCGCUUAGUUCGCUGAUAUCUCCCACGCCAUUGGCGUCCCUCUUAUUGCAUCUGGUCGUAGUGACUGUGUUUCAGGUAGCUGGUUGGUUUCAGCUGCAGCAACAGCCUUGGUUUCAGCCGUUUCAAUCAUCAGAUGAGGAUCACCUAGGUUGCUAUGAGAACUACACCAUGUUUGCAAUUUCCAGUUUUCAGUAUAUUAUACUCGCUUUUGUAUUUUCGAAAGGUGCUCCUUAUCGGAAACCCUUGUGGUCUAAUUGGCCACUGUGCUUAACAUUUAUUUUAAACUGUUGCAUCAUAGUCUAUUUAGUUGUUUACCCUAGCGAAUGGGUAGCCAAUUUUUUCCAGCUAAUUGUGCCACCAGUUAUGAGUUUUCGAUAUGUAAUGCUUAUUUACGGAGCUGCAGCUUUUGUUGUCCAUUUGUUUGUGGAGUCUUUUCUUGUUGAAUACCUAGUAUUCAAAAAAUAUCAAGUGCGGCGCGAUCAAAGCUGGACUACGUCUAAGCAACAACACAUGCGCCUGGAGUAUAAUAUUACAGCAAAUGAGAACUGGCCACCUAUAACUGAAGUAUACGAGCCCCACGAAUCCACUGAUUGGGAAGGAGGACAACCUACAUAUGUUAGCUUGGGCGCUGAGCAAAGUCUUGAUACGCAACACAACACCUUCCUAGGAUUUUUUGAUUCGUCGGAUAAUAAUGCACAUAAUAUAAAACAACCUCCAUCUACUCCUUCUGUAGAACAGUAACAUUUAAGUCCAUUCGCAUAAGAAAUUGUACAAAUCUGAAUAGUUAAUCAUCCCUCUUUGUAAAUACUUGUGUUUGAAUACAAAAAUUAAAAUAGGAAUACAUAUAUUAUAUAGGUGACUAAUUAUAGUUUUGUUCGUAGUUGGAAAUUAAGUUACUUUUUUGUCAUAUCAUCAUCUUCAUACAAGAAGAGUUUGUUCUUAUAAUCGAAGUUUUGAAAGUGUGCACGGCGAUGCUAUAUAUAUAGUGUGUAAUAUAUACUACCUCUGAUUUCGGCCGGAAAUUGCACAUUACCAGAUAAUUCUAUUUGUUUUAUAAUAAGCAAUAGAUGAUUGAAUGGAUUUAGAUACGCUUCGAUUGAUUGAAUAAAAUCGUUAUGAAUUUA